UGAGCCUGCGAGCUCCGGGAUGCCUCGCUACGAGCUGGCUUUGAUCCUGAAAGCCAUGCAGCGGGAAGAAGAGUCAUAUUGGAAACUUUUCAGUUUUGUAUGCAUGUUCCUUGGGCACCAGCAUUUGUAGAGGAAACAUUGCAGCAAUGAUGUUAUGGUUGAAAAGGCUGAAGAAAUUAUACUGGAUUUAAAGUGGUUUAAAAGGGUUGGUACAGUAGGCCUCACUAGACUUAGCUGCAACUCAGAAUUUCUCCUCCAACAACUGAGUAAAUGCUGAUGGUCUUGUGGAAUGUGGAUUAAAAGUUCGGGCUAAGUUCUCAAAAUUCCAAUUAAGAAGCGGAAAAAAAUUUUAAAAACUGUCUCCUUCAAAGUUUGUCACAACCAACACCAUCAAGACAGCAAAUCAAACGACAAAGACUUUGACCUGCUAUAUUACUAUAUUUAGUCCAGUCCACGUAUGGCAUAAAGACUUGGCUGGGGGGAGCAAAAAGUAAAGUUGAACACCUCUCUCAUUGGAAGCUGUUGACUUAACAAAGUUACCAAAAUGAGGGCUGUGCUGGAGACAGCAGACAUUGCCAUUGUGGCCCUGUACUUUGUGCUGGUCAUGUGCAUUGGUUUUUUUGCCAUGUGGAAAUCCAAUAGAAGCACCGUGAGUGGAUACUUCCUGGCAGGGCGCUCUAUGACCUGGGUAGCUAUUGGUGCCUCUUUAUUUGUGAGCAAUAUUGGGAGUGAACACUUCAUUGGGCUGGCAGGAUCCGGAGCUGCAAGUGGAUUUGCUGUAGGUGCAUGGGAAUUCAACGCCUUAAUGCUUUUGCAACUUCUGGGAUGGGUUUUCAUUCCAGUCUACAUCCGGUCAGGGGUGUACACCAUGCCUGAAUAUUUAUCGAAGCGUUUUGGUGGCCAUAGGAUUCAGGUCUAUUUUGCAGCCUUGUCUUUACUUCUUUAUAUUUUCACCAAGCUUUCAGUUGAUCUGUAUUCAGGUGCCCUCUUUAUCCAGGAGUCUUUGGGUUGGAACCUUUACUUAUCUGUGAUCCUGCUGAUUGGAAUGACUGCUUUGCUGACUGUCACUGGAGGCCUUGUUGCUGUCAUCUAUACAGAUACACUUCAAGCUUUGCUCAUGAUCGUUGGGGCACUUACACUUAUGGUUAUCAGCAUGAUGGAGGUUGGUGGGUUUGAGGAAGUUAAGAAAAGGUACAUGUUGGCGAAACCUAAUGUGACCUCGAUCUUGUUGACUUACAACCUUUCCAACACGAAUUCUUGUAAUGUCCACCCAAAACCAGAUUCUUUGAAAAUGUUGCGUGAGCCAACAGAUGAAGAUGUUCCUUGGCCUGGAUUCAUUCUUGGGCAGACCCCAGCAUCAGUGUGGUAUUGGUGUGCUGACCAAGUUAUUGUGCAGAGGGUCUUAGCUGCCAAAAAUAUCGCACAUGCCAAAGGCUCUACUCUGAUGGCUGGCUUUUUAAAGCUUCUGCCCAUGUUUAUUAUAGUGGUCCCAGGGAUGAUUUCAAGAAUACUAUUUGCAGAUGAUAUUGCUUGUAUUAACCCAGAGCAUUGUAUGCAAGUCUGUGGCAGCCGAGCUGGAUGUUCCAAUAUUGCUUAUCCACGUCUAGUGAUGAAAUUGGUACCUGUGGGCCUACGGGGGCUGAUGAUGGCUGUAAUGAUUGCAGCACUGAUGAGUGAUCUUGACUCAAUAUUUAACAGUGCCAGUACUAUAUUCACCCUUGAUGUGUACAAGCUCAUUCGCAAAACAGCAAGCUCAAGAGAGCUAAUGAUUGUGGGGAGAGUUUUUGUGGCCUUCAUGGUAGUGAUCAGCAUCGCUUGGGUACCAAUCAUUGUGGAGAUGCAAGGAGGACAGAUGUACCUUUAUAUUCAGGAAGUGGCUGAUUAUCUGACACCCCCAGUGGCUGCUCUUUUCCUUUUGGCCAUUUUCUGGAAGCGUUGCAAUGAACAAGGGGCAUUUUAUGGUGGAAUGGCUGGCUUUGUUUUAGGAGCUCUUCGCUUGAUCCUGGCAUUUACCUACCGUGCCCCAGAGUGUGACCAACCUGACGAGAGGCCAGCCUUCAUAAAAAAUAUUCAUUACAUGUAUGUGGCUACAGCUUUGUUUUGGGUGACAGGGCUUAUUACUGUGAUUGUCAGCCUUCUCACACCACCUCCUACCAAGGAGCAGAUCCAUACCACCACUUUCUGGUCUGUAAAAGUCCCGGACAGGAAAGAGAGCAUCCCACGAGAGGAUCCAUACAAAAUGCAGGAGAAGAGCAUUCUGAAAUGCAGUGAGAAUCUUGAGGGUACCAACCACAUUGUUCCGAACGGAAAGUCUGAAGAGAACCUUAAGACCAUCCAGCCAGAAGAUAUCAACCUCUUGAUGCCAUGCAGGGAAGAGAGCAAUCCAGUAUCUUCAUUAAGUCAUUCCGAGGCUGAGACACCAGUAGACUGUUAUUCCAAUGGGCAGGCAGCUCUCAUGGGUGAGAGACAACAAGAGAAAGAGAUUGAGAGUAGACAUCAGUACUGGAAAUUCAUAGACUGGUUCUGUGGUUUUAAAAGUAAGAGCCUAAACAAAAGAAGCCUCAGAGAUGUGGUGGAGGAGGAGGCUCUUUGUUUGCAAAUGUUGGAAGAGACUCCCAAAGUUAAGUUAAUACUAAACAUUGGACUCUUCGCUGUCUGUUCACUUGGAAUCUUCAUGUUUGUUUAUUUCUCUCUGUGAACUUUUAAGGGGAUGGUGAGACACUAGCUUGUGAGGAUACUUUCUUUGGGAAAAAAAGAUUUAUUUGUAACUGUUGCAUCUCUCAAGCAUUGUUUGUGCUGAGGUUUUAGCCAAAUUUUACUUAGAAAAAAAAAUCAUCUAUUUGCAAGACUUUUUAAUCUACCCAGAGUUGAACAAAAACAAAUACUCUUCAGUUUAAAUGAAGCAAAACUUUUUUUAGUCUUCUCAGUUGUACAAAUGAAAUUAAAUUUUUCCUUCAAUACCAAAGUAAAGAAAAUUGUUUUAUCUUAAUGUUAUACUAUGAGAGAACUUAGACCAGCUACCAAGGGGACCUUUAAAACAAAAUAUAUUUAUUUUGCAAUACUUUGAACAGAUGUAUAGUAUACGCUGCCAAGUCUGGGUAGGAUUUUUCACACCUCAGAGUACAAGAUGCAUUAAAAUGUAAUUCUCUUGCAUCUUCUUAACCCUGUUUCCCCUACCCCCAUUCAAUUUUUCUAAAAAAAAAAAGAAAAAAAAAGAUUGUUAUUGCACAAUCAAAUUUUGCUAUAAAGCUGUUUAUUGGAAUUCUGUGGUAAGUCCAUCAUAAUAAGUUAGUCAGUUUUACUGCCAGAAUUUGUAAGCCAAGAGUCUUUGUGAAAAGAAAGAAAAACUAUUUUCUUAUAGGUGUUCUCUUGAAUCAGCCAUUAUAACAGCAUUUUGAGAAUAAGUUCAUGUUCUACUUUCUUUUCUUUCUUUUCCUCUUUUCUUCCAUACGAAAUACUGGGCUCUUGCAGAUUGUCACUAUGCUUUUUCUUAAGGGAAAAUGGGUGAAAGAAUGUGAAUGGUAUAGUUUACAAAUGAGCACUAUUACUGAGACAAUUCUGAACAUAAGUCCUGCUGACAAGUUGGUUGGGCCUUCAUCUCUGAAGAGGAUGGAAAGCUAUACUGUGAUGGCAAGCUGGAAGAGACCCCUCUUCUGGUAGUGGAGAUGCUCCCCUUGGAGAAGCUGGUUGACAUGGUCUGGCUCCUGUCUAACUUCAGUAACUGAGAUCAUAGUUCCAUGUCUUACUCCAUUAGUAGGGAAGUCACAAGAUGGCUACCCUGGUGGAGGAUGGCAUAAAAACACAAGAGCAAAUCCAUAGUUAUUCUUUCUCUUUACUGAAUACUGUAUAACUAUAUUGGUUUUCAAUCACUACAUCUUUGCAAAAAUAAAAAAGAAGUGGAACACUUCUAUUCCCUUUGGAUUUUACCAAAACGAUUUAAAUUAAAUAUCGAGAUUCUUUCUUCUGGCUUUCAUUCAGAUUAUGAACCAUAGAGAUUUUUGUCUCUAAGUUAAUCUUAACUGUGUUGGAUUACUGCUAAUUGAUCCAACCACGAUUAAUUUUUAAAAGUUAUCUGGUAGCAAAAUGUCUUCCCAUCCCCAUAAGAACUUUGUAGAAGAUGUCUGUGGUUUAUAAUAAUUUCUUGUAUUAAUAGCAUGUCUUUAUGGAGUGCCUUGUGAACAUUAUUGAAUUCAUUCUACAUAUUUAUAUUGCUGGGAUAAAUAAGAAAGGAUCAACCUUAUUUAUCUAAGAUACCAAGUUGGUCAGGUCUCCCAACUUGUGUUUUGCCCAUUAAGAUACACUUUUCUGAAGACUAAAUUCUGUGUCUCUUCAGAGGUAUGAUUAAAAAGUUAGGAGUUUUCUGAUAACUUUUAAAGAAAUGUUGUAAGGUAAAAAUUUCUUCUAAUUUAACUUUUUUUGGGAGUUUAUUGUAUUACAAUGUGAAUUCAUUUGUAUGCCAAUUUGCAUGCUAUUGGUGUCAUCUGCAUUUUUUACCCCAUUGAUUUAAAAGCAAAUUUUAAAACAAGAUUUAGAAAUUUUUUUGAUUAAUUUAGAACCAUUGGUUCUCUCAUUCCCUUAUAGUUGUCUUAAUUGAUUAUUAUACAAAUAAUAGCAUCUGUGUGUGUAUACAUACAUAUAUAUCUAUUUUAAACCUGGGCUAAUGUUUAUGAAUCAGGAAUUCAAAUUAGUGGUCAACUAAAACUAUUAAUUUAAAUCUAAAACCUUAUUACCAUGACUGUUAUCAGUCAAAUAAUAACUUUCAGUUUCAUAGUUAUUUAUGACUUUUGCAGACAAAAAUUUCUUAAAAUAUUCCACAGGAUUACUUGGAAAGAGGUGUGGACUAUUUUUAAUAAAGUACUUUUAACAAUAAUGUUAAAUAGGUACUCUUUAUAGACAUUAGUGUGCACAUUAUUAUUUGUUAUUUUAGGUUAAGAUUCAUAUUUGGUUUAUGGUAACAGUGAUCAAAGCUACUAAGAAUCAAAACGAGGGACAUGAAUGAAUUUGUUGUACAGAAUUGAAAAGAAUUCUAUUAGCUGUCUACACAUGAUCCAAGUUAUUUUGAUGUUUUUAAGCGUUUGUGUCCAUAGGUGCCCUUAUUCCCAAAUGGGCAGGAUUUGUAAUCUCAACCCUGGAGUGACUACCUCAGCCCUUUCCUCCUGCCAGUCAACUCAUCAGUCCUCUAUGCUAGAUAGGAGAAAUUUGGGUUCUGAAGGAUUCUUGUUGGCAAUACCAAUGGUUUUUUUGUGUCAUUUGGCCAUUCCAUUUUAUAACCAAAUAAAUUUGCAUUUGGCUGCCAUGAUACAUUCUCUCUGUUGCAGAGUGUGUAGUUUCCCAGUGAAAGGGGUUGUUGCAACCUAGUCAGUAAAGAUUGGGCCAUGGUUGCAGUUUCUAAGGAUAUUCCCACAUUUUUCAUAGCUUACUCUUAAAAGGUUAACUUUAUAGAACUAGAAUAGAUGUUAGCCAUGACUCUAGCUUACAUUUCUACUUGCUUUCUUGUUCUUCAAUUGAGAUAGUUGGUAGCUGGAAGAAAUUUAAUGGCUUGUCUUUAAAAACCUAGAAUCAUUCUAGUGAGGUUUCUUUUUCUAUCGUACUGUACUACUUAUAUUUAUUUCCCAAGAAUCAGCAGCUAUUUGUAGUUCAAUUUUUCUACCAAUGUCUUUGGUCCAGCUGUGUUCAUGGUUGCUUGCAGAUGAGCAUGAUCCUUUCCAUUUUGGAGUAUAUUAGCAGCUUUUGAUAUUUUUUCCUCUUCCCUACUAGCUCUACUAAGACUAGUUCACCUCCAAAACCUUGCUUCUGUCCUUGCUUAUCAAGUACAGAAGGAUGGGAAAACUGAAAGUAGUUUUCCUAAGGUAUAAAGCUUAAGGUACAGGACCACAUAUUCUUUCAUGGGACUUUGGCACUCACAGGAACAAAAAAAUUUUUUUUUCUAAUAUCUCAGAGAUAACUAAAACUCAUAAACUCUUUUGAACAUUCAUUUGAAAAAAUAUACUAAGCAAAUAACAGGAUUUUGUAUAUAGUAAAUUUAAAUGAUAUAAAUAACUUCCAAACACACAUUGGGGGGAAAAAAAGGAAUGUGACAGUUGUUGAUGUUUAACCAUAUUAAGGAAGCCUGAUUUCAGCUUAAAUUUUUGUGAUGGAUAGACUGUUAAUCUUUAUAAUUGAAAUGAUGAUGGUGGUUGAUCUUUAUUGGUCAUAAUUUAUUAAGACAAUAUUUCAAUUUUUGCUUCCAAAGACUUUAACAUUCGUUUGGUGUGAUGUCUGGUUAAUACAGAAUGAAUUUUGGGCAUAAUAUUGUCUACAGAAAGGUGACUCCUCUUUUUUUUUUUCCUUGACAUCAUUUUCCUUCCAUCUUCUACUCUUCCUCUUUUCCUUUUCACAUUUCAAUUGGUCAUUGUUUUGUUAGCUUAAAGUAAUUUCAAACUUGUCAUUGUAUGAGAGUUCUGCUUUUUUCUAGUGUUGCAAAUAACAAUCCCAAAGAAGACUCACUUAGUUUAGUUAUAUAAAAUAGUCAAGAAUAAUAAACAUUUUACUUUUAACACUUGCUGCUUUUCAUUAGAAAAUGAGAACUUUUUCCCAGCUUUAUUCAGUAUUCUUCUUAGCUAAUAAUGUGAACUCUAGCUUAACCCAGUAAUAUUUAAUUCCCUGAUGUUUUGUUCUCUUUAAAAAAAACCCAAAAGAACAUUUGAGGAAGCUACAGUUCAGGGUUCAUGUUAAUUUUAUAUAAUUGCAAUAGCUAAAAAGAAUAAGAGUAAUGCUGUGCUGCUAAAAAAUAAUUUAUAGGUAGUUUUUUUUUUUUUUAAAUUCCUUUUUAGUGAAGGAGGGUAUGGGAACUGAUGGCUGAUAGAAGAGAGAUAAAGUACUGAUGGACUAAAUUUUUCAUUUCUCACUUGUUGGAAUGUUAUUAGUAGGCCCGAGACAUAACCAAAUUCAGAAGAUAGUAAUCUUUGACUGCAUAUCCUUUUUCUUUUUUAAGAUUCUUAACCUUUUUUUGUGUUAUGAACCCUCUGAAGCUGCUAACCUCCUAAAAAGGUUAUUUAAAAAUUAUGAUGGAAGAAAUGCUAAAUUUCAAUUUCUCCCCCUUCAUUCUAAAGCCUACUCUCCUCAGCUCUCAGUUCAGAAUUCAUGAAGUCAUACACUACCUAACUACCUUUGUGGCAAGCUAGAAUAUUUGGCAGCUUUGAUCAAGGCAUAUUGCUCUUGUGUAGGAGCAUAGUAGGAGGCUCAGACUUACAGUGCCCAAAUGUCUCCAUGAUUUCAUCUUAAGUUUUUUUUGAAUUCUCCCCAAAUAAUGGGAAUAAGAUUUAAACUACUGAUGUACCUAAUGAAGAUUCUGUGAGGAUAAAUGAAAUUUGUUUGGUAUUUUUAAGCACUUUGAGAUUUUCAGAUUGUCAUGUUCAUGUCAAAUAUACUAAGCACCACCCCACUCAUCCAGUUGUUAAGACUUUUAGCAAUUGCAGCAAAUGGGACACAACCAUGACCCUAAAAGGCUUAUCAAAUAUAAGAAAAAAUUAGUUUGAAAUAUCACUUGUAAAGCCCCUUGAGGACAGGAACUGUGCCUACUUAUUUAUCUCUGCCAUUUUAGCACUUAGCACAGUGCCUUGUUAAUAAUAGGUGCUUAAUAAAUCAAUGUGUUUUUAAAUGAAUGAAUGAAUAAAAAAUGCCCAUGCACUUUAUUCUGUAGAAGAAGCCCUUACUUAGAUCCUAUUGACUUAAACCAUUAUCCUUAACUUUACUGAGAAUUUUGAUUGUAUGAAUUUUUGGAGGGCUGUUAAAAAAAAAAAAAAAAAAAGCAGGCACAA
This is a messenger RNA of Sarcophilus harrisii (Tasmanian devil), 7799 nucleotides long. RefSeq names its product solute carrier family 5 member 3 (gene SLC5A3). The record is from RefSeq and is a predicted model, not a curated record. Gene Ontology annotation, biological process: myo-inositol transport; inositol metabolic process; transmembrane transport. Gene Ontology annotation, molecular function: D-glucose:sodium symporter activity. Bases 545 to 2698 code for a protein of 717 amino acids. Lineage: Eukaryota; Metazoa; Chordata; Mammalia; Dasyuromorphia; Dasyuridae. The transcript is spliced from 3 exons. Gene Ontology annotation, cellular component: plasma membrane.